AAUAAUCUUAAGUGUACUACAAAUACAAGAAAAUGAAAUAGCUUUUUGGAAAAUCAAAAACAUUAAUGUAAAUUGCUAAAUUAAAAUUUGAUUUCAGACAGAUAAUAUUGAUAAAUCAUAAUACAAACCAGGGUCUCAUUUCGUUAUUAAAGGACUGUAAGGUUAAGAUGAAAAUAUGAAGAAAAAAUAUACUCCUAUUGAACCUUUUGGUAAUUUAAACUACUUCGAUACUCUAAUUAAGAUAUAUCGCCCUAAUGAAAAUUCUAAGUUUCCUUAAGGAGGAGAACUAACUCCAAGAUUAGAAAAUCUAUAAUUAGGAGAGAAUAUUUUAGUAACAGGUCCAUUAAUUUCUAUCUUUUAUGAAGGACAAGGAAAAUUUAAUAUUUAAAGAUUUAAACAAGAAGUGGAUAAAGAUAGUACAUAAAUAAUUAAACCUAGUCAUAUGCUGUUUAUCGCUGGUGGAACAGGUAUUGCCCCAAUUUACUCAAUGAUAUAAGAAAUGAUAAAAGAAGGCAAUACUUCUACAAAAGUAACUUUAUUAUAUGGAAAUAAAUCUAUAGAUGAUAUAAUCUUGAAAAAAGAGUUAGAUGGCUUUGCAUAAUAAAAUAAAAACUUGUAGAUAGUCUAUGCAGUAGAUUCAAUUAAGAAAAAUGAUUAAUGGAAUGGAGAAGUUGGAGUUAUCAACAAGGAGAUGAUUUAAAAAUAUGCAAAAGACUCAAAUAAUCCAGAAAAUUAUAUAAUGAUUUGUGGUAACACAGAAAUGAAUAAAGCCUGUUUAAAAAUAGCAAAAGAAUUAGGAUUUGAUCCUUAUCACUAUUUUAGAUUUUGAAUUAGUAUUUGUAUUGAAUAUAAUAUGAUAGUAAAUAAAAUGAUUAAAAAUAUAUUUUAAAUAAGCUAAUUAGUUUAACUAUGCAUCAAUCCAUACAUUUUUGUAGAUUGUUUCUAAUUUUAAUUUCUUAAUCAUUCCGAUAUUAAUUUAAAAUAAAUAUAACUUACGAA
Tetrahymena thermophila SB210 is the source of this 999-nucleotide messenger RNA. RefSeq names its product oxidoreductase NAD-binding domain protein. The record is from RefSeq and is a predicted model, not a curated record. Gene Ontology annotation, molecular function: oxidoreductase activity. The transcript has 2 exons. NCBI's taxonomy places the organism in Eukaryota, Ciliophora, Oligohymenophorea, Hymenostomatida, Tetrahymenidae.